Messenger RNA from Camellia sinensis, 1295 nucleotides. RefSeq names its product senescence-specific cysteine protease SAG12. The record is from RefSeq and is a predicted model, not a curated record. Lineage: Eukaryota; Viridiplantae; Streptophyta; Magnoliopsida; Ericales; Theaceae. Gene Ontology annotation, biological process: proteolysis. Gene Ontology annotation, molecular function: cysteine-type peptidase activity.
AAGCCCUGCAAAAUUCUUGUAAGUGUGCCCAUAAAUACAUUCACUCACUCCAUGGCUUCUACUAACCAUUUCCAAUGUAUUUUCUUGGCAUUUCUCUUUGUCUUGGGAGUUUUGUCCUCUCAAGCUUCCUCUCGCCUUCUCAACGAGCAAACCAUGCUAGAAAUGCACGAGCAAUGGAUGGCACGUCAUGGACGCAUUUACAAGGAUGUCGAAGAGAAGAAUACACGAUUUCAGGCAUUCAAGGACAAUGUUCAACAUAUAAACGCCUUUAAUGAAGGUGUAGACCGAGCAUACAAGCUUCGUGUGAAUCAAUUUGCGGACUUAACCGAUGAGGAGUUUCGUGCUUCUUAUACUGGUUACAAGAAACAACCAACCAAAGUGACAUCUACCUCAAAACCAGCAUCUUUUAGGUAUGCAAAUGUUACGGAUGUGUCAGCUACUAUCGACUGGCGAGAGAAAGGUGCAGUUACUCCUGUUAAGGACCAAGGCCAAUGUGGAUGUUGUUGGGCAUUUUCAGCAGUGGCAGCCAUGGAAGGUAUUACUCAACUUAAAAAUGGUAACCUAAUAUCAUUGUCUGAGCAAGAGCUUGUUGAUUGUAAUGUGGAUAACAAUGGUUGUGGAGGCGGCUCUAUGGAUACGGCCUUUCAAUUCAUCAAACAAAACAAUGGCCUCACAACAGAAGAUAAUUACCCUUAUGCUGGACAAGAUGGCACUUGUGACAGCACCCGAGCAACAACCUCUGUAGCCAUGAUAACUGGAUACGAAGAUGUAUCAUCUAAUAAUGAGCAGGCUCUUCUGCAGGCUGUGGCCAACCAACCGAUUUCUGUUGCCAUUGAAGGUAGUGGAUCUGACUUCAAGUUUUACUCGAGUGGUGUCUUCACUGGGAAUUGUGGCACCAAUCUUGACCAUGCUGUCACUAUAAUUGGAUAUGGAGCUACAAGUGAUGGGACUAAGUAUUGGUUGGUUAAGAAUUCAUGGGGCUCCGGAUGGGGUGAGAAUGGAUAUAUGAAGAUCGAAAGAGAUGUUGCUGCAAAUGAAGGCUUAUGUGGCAUUGCCAUGCAUGCUUCUUACCCUAUUGUGUGAAAUAAUGAGGAUACUUAUGUUGCAUUAAGCUUUUAUGUGCAAACCUCAUGCACAAACCGACUAGCUAAUAAUGGCUUUCUCCAUGAGGGUCUGUCUAGUUUUUCUUCUACUCAUGCUUGUAUUAAUUUUUACAAAUGUUUGAAGACGCAAGGUGCUUUUUACCCUAGAAAUGUAAUCGCUUAAUAUUUUAUGUUAUAUUAUGUUUCUUAAAA